GGUCCCGAGAACUACAAAGCCCAGCGGUCCGGAGCGCGGCGACCGACUGAUAAGCUGGGAGCGGACCCGAGAGCGUUAAUGGGGCUCUUUGUCUGCAGGGGGCUCCGGGGUGGUCGCUGGACCGGGCAGGGUGCGUCGGGCUGGGGAAGCGCAGGUGAGCCGUGGGCCUGAGCGCUGCGCUCGGGCCCCGCAGCCACCGCACUCGCGGCCCCGCCCCAUCGCCACCUCGCGGGGCUUGGGCCUCCGAGGGCGCUGCCUCCCGGUGCAGAACCGUAUGUAUGGCACAAGGUGGCUGAGAGACCCGACGAACCCGUCAUUAAAAGGCCUUUUGCCUUUCCCCGUGAACUUCUAGGUAUCUGAAAGAAGAUGAAUUUGGCAGAGAUUUGUGACAACGCAAAGAAAGGGCGAGAGUAUGCGCUUCUGGGAAAUUAUGACUCCUCCAUGGUGUACUACCAGGGAGUGAUACAGCAGAUCCAGAGACAUUGCCAGUCAGUGAGAGACCCGGCUGUCAAAGGGAAGUGGCAUCAGGUACGGCAAGAACUCUUGGAAGAAUAUGAACAAGUUAAGAGUAUCGUCAGCACGUUAGAAAGCUUUAAAGUCGACAAGCCCCCAGACUUCCCUGUGUCUUGUCCAGAUGAACCAUUUAGAGACCCAGCAGUUUGGCCACCCCCUGUCCCUGCAGAGCACAGAGCUCCGCCUCAGAUCAGACGUCCCAACCGAGAAGUGAGGCCUCUGAGGAAAGAUGUGGGAGCAGGCGCCCGCGGACUGGUGGGCCGAGCACACCCGAUAUCAAAGAGCGACAAGCCCGCAAGUCGGGACAAGGACUGCAGAGCGAGAGGGAGAGAUGACAAGGGAAGGAAAAAUAUACAAGAUGGUGCAAGUGAUGGUGAAAUCCCCAAAUUUGAUGGUGCUGGAUACGAUAAGGAUCUGGUGGAAGCCCUGGAGAGGGACAUUGUGUCUAGGAACCCUAGCAUUCACUGGGAUGACAUAGCAGAUCUGGAGGAGGCUAAGAAGUUGCUCCGGGAAGCUGUUGUCCUUCCCAUGUGGAUGCCUGACUUUUUCAAAGGGAUUCGAAGGCCUUGGAAGGGUGUGCUGAUGGUUGGACCUCCAGGGACUGGGAAAACCAUGCUAGCUAAAGCAGUUGCCACUGAAUGUGGGACAACCUUUUUCAAUGUCUCCUCUUCUACACUGACUUCUAAGUACAGAGGCGAAUCUGAGAAGUUGGUCCGUCUGUUGUUUGAAAUGGCUAGGUUCUAUGCCCCCACCACGAUCUUCAUUGAUGAAAUAGAUUCUAUCUGCAGUCGAAGAGGAACAUCGGACGAGCAUGAAGCAAGUCGCAGAGUCAAGUCUGAGCUCCUUGUCCAGAUGGAUGGAGUUGGAGGAGCCUUAGAGAAUGAUGAUCCGUCCAAAAUGGUGAUGGUUCUGGCUGCCACUAACUUCCCAUGGGACAUUGAUGAAGCUUUGCGGAGGAGACUAGAGAAAAGGAUCUACAUCCCUCUCCCAACAGCAAAAGGAAGAGCCGAGCUUCUGAAGAUCAGCCUCCGGGAGGUGGAGCUGGAUCCUGACAUCCGCCUGGAGGACAUCGCCGACAAGAUUGAGGGCUAUUCCGGUGCCGACAUAACUAAUGUCUGCAGGGAUGCAUCUUUGAUGGCAAUGAGGCGGCGCAUCAGCGGCUUGAGCCCAGAAGAGAUCAGGGCCCUGUCCAAGGAGGAGCUGCAGAUGCCUGUCACCAGAGGGGACUUUGAGCUGGCACUGAAGAAAAUUGCCAAGUCGGUCUCGGCUGCGGACUUGGAGAAGUACGAGAAGUGGAUGGUUGAGUUUGGAUCUGCGUGACGUUUGUCAGCUGUUUCUGGUGUUCUUGUCUAUAAAAUGUAAAGGAAUUCCUUAAAUUUAAAAAAAACCUGGAAUUUUUAAUCAGAAAAUUUCAUUUAAAGGCCAAAGCAAAACAAAACCGUCUAGAGCUAAAGAGAAAUGCAGUUGAGAAAUGAAUGAGAUGCUUAUGGGGUCUGCUGGCUUCGCACUAACAAACCUCAUUCUCACAGGCUAUGCCAGCCAGGGGGCGGGG
Molecule: messenger RNA, 2065 nt
Organism: Onychomys torridus (southern grasshopper mouse)
Lineage: Eukaryota; Metazoa; Chordata; Mammalia; Rodentia; Cricetidae
Gene: Katnal1
Product: katanin catalytic subunit A1 like 1
Exons: 11
Coding region: 367-1833 (488 amino acids)
Biological process (GO): microtubule severing
Cellular component (GO): microtubule cytoskeleton; microtubule
Molecular function (GO): microtubule severing ATPase activity; ATP hydrolysis activity; microtubule binding
Source: RefSeq, a predicted model, not a curated record